Cervus elaphus (red deer) is the source of this 3274-nucleotide messenger RNA. RefSeq names its product dolichyldiphosphatase 1 (gene DOLPP1). Gene Ontology annotation, cellular component: endoplasmic reticulum membrane; intracellular membrane-bounded organelle. The transcript is spliced from 8 exons. Gene Ontology annotation, biological process: lipid biosynthetic process; protein N-linked glycosylation. The record is from RefSeq and is a predicted model, not a curated record. NCBI's taxonomy places the organism in Eukaryota, Metazoa, Chordata, Mammalia, Artiodactyla, Cervidae. Gene Ontology annotation, molecular function: dolichyldiphosphatase activity. The coding region runs from base 1189 to 1833 and encodes 214 amino acids.
GCAGGGCGUGAUGAGCUGGGCUGAGGUGGGACUUAUCCCAAGGGCAGAGAGAGCCACUCGGGGCUUUGAUUGGAGAAUGGUGAGGCCAGAGUCGCUGAGAGCAUCUGCAGGAAGUUAUAAGGUAGCACUUGCUGUGGGAUAGGCCAUGGAAGUGGCCAGAGGUUUGGGGGUGCCAGCCACUUCCUGUCUGCACGACCCAGGGUCAUGGGCACUAGGUGGAUGGCUGAGAGACCCAGAAUCUCAGGGCUGGAAGGGGCCGGGCCACUGUGUGGAUGAGGAGACAGAGCCCCGGAAGAGGGAAGAGACUCACCCCGGUAUCACUCAGCGGGCCUGGGGCAGCACUGGCUAAUCUGUUCUCCCAGGCCAGUUCAAAGCCUGCCCUACCCUGGGUAAGUGUGGGCAAGGCCAGGUGUGUGCCCAUCUCUUCAGCCUGGAAGUGGGGCUCAGCUCUGUGUGGGUACCUCCCUGCUGCCUGCGCGAGGCCAGGCCGGUGGUGGGGCCCUUUCUCGAUUCUGGGUUCUCCAAACCUAAAAGUGCCCUGGGUGCCAGGGACCAAGGCGGGCAUCACACAGGCCUCACACGUCAACGCUCCCAUGGCUGGAGGAGGUGGGUACUGAUAUCCCUGGUUCACAGGUGAAAGAGCCGUGGGUCAGGGAGGUAAAGUCCUUGCCGGAGUCCGUGUAGCCGCCAGUGCUGGCUUGGGCGCUGAACCGCACACUCUGACCCCAGAGCGGCCACGUGGCCGCCCUGCCUCCAGUGGCGAGGGGAGCCUUUGGACUUGGUGUCAGCCCUGCCCUUGAACACGGGGGCAGCUGGCUCUUGCUGGCUGGCUUCAGGAUCCUCACACUGCCUCCCCCCCAGGCCUUUCUGGGGCAGAAGGCAGCGGUCAAUAGGCGGCCAUUUGUUUUGCCAGUAGAGCGGCAGCAGGUAGCCAUUACUGCAAUAGGCGGCCAUAGUGGGCAGAGCAGACCGGCCUUGCUCCCUGUCUGAGUCUGCAGCGUGGACCCAAGUCCGUGUGCUGUCCAGAGAGUGCCAGGUUCCCCUGGAGGCCCAGGGCUUGGCUGGGCCCAUCUCAGCACAGUGCUGUGUUCCAGAGGCAUCCAUGUGCCUGCUGGGCUGUCUCCUGGUCCAGAGUCCAGCCUCUGGGGCCCGACAAAGCCAGGUUCAUGUUCCUGCUUUGGCGAGAUAAUGGGUGACCUCUCUGGCCACGUUCUCGCCUACCUGAGCCUCAGCCCUGUAUUUGUCAUUGUUGGUUUCGUGACCCUCAUUAUAUUCAAACGGGAGCUGCACACGAUCUCGUUCCUGGGGGGCCUGGCGCUGAACGAGGGGGUCAACUGGCUGAUCAAACACGUCAUCCAGGAGCCACGACCCUGUGGAGGCCCCCACCCGGCAGUGAGCACCAAGUACGGGAUGCCCUCCAGCCACUCCCAGUUUAUGUGGUUCUUCUCCGUCUACUCCUUCCUUUUUCUGUAUUUAAGAAUGCACCAAACGAACAACGCCAGGUUCCUGGACUUGCUGUGGAGGCACGUGCUCUCGCUGGGUCUCCUCACUGUGGCCUUUCUAGUCUCCUAUAGCAGGGUCUAUCUGCUGUACCACACCUGGAGCCAAGUGCUCUAUGGGGGCGUCGCUGGAGGCCUGAUGGCCAUCGCCUGGUUCGUCUUCACCCAGGAGGUCCUCACCCCGCUAUUCCCUAGGAUAGCAGCCUGGCCUAUCUCUGAGUUCUUCCUAAUCCGAGACACGAGCCUUAUUCCCAACGUCCUCUGGUUUGAAUACACAGUAACCCGGGCAGAAGCCAGGAACAGACAACGCAAGCUGGGGACGAAGCUGCAGUGACGGGUGAGCGUGGCUGGCUCCAGCCUCCAGAUCUGGCCUGCACGAUUCCUUGCAGGAUGGAUGGGAUGACAGUAAGAGGGACGAAGCAGAGACCUCUACAGACCCAAGUCACCGAGUGGAGCCUUUUUUUUGCUUAUUUUAAUUUUGAUGAACAGAGUGGACCAAAGGGCUGAGCCAGCCCCUCAGCCAGGACCCUGGAGGGCCUGCUGCUGGGGGGGAGUGGCCUCAUGGCCAGAGACCCUCACAGUGCUGCUGCCAGCCCCCAGUCGGGCAGAGCGUGCCCUUGGCAUGGGCACCGGGGUGUGGGGUAGAGGAGGAGGGCUCGCACCUCUGGUCACAGGGCCAGGAAAUCCAGGUGGCGUGAAAAGUGCACACUAUUUAUUUUUGGGUUUUGUCAAAGGCAGAUGGAAUUUUGGAGAGGAGGCUAGAAGAGCCUGCUGUGCGGGGGCCUCCCUGUGUACUGAGGGGCCCAGGUGAGCUCCCCAGGCGCUUUGCCCUGGGCCCGAGAGGUGGCCUGCCUGGGGGCCCCAGGGGAGGGAGCAUCCCCACGUCCUUCCUGCCGCCAAUGCCAUUCCAGAACCUCGGUCAGUGUUUCCUGCGUGGGGCUGGGCCCAGAGAGAGCGCGCGUCUGGCGCUGCUGUCCUUGUGUCCUGCCCGCAUCGACCCUGCACCACAAGGGCUUUCUCUGGUCCCCUGUCCCCAAGACAGUGGUCCCUCUCUGACAAAAAGAGCCUGCACAUGUGGGUGAGCAAACCCAAGCUGUUUACAGCUCUUUCCUGUCCUGCCGUCCGGUAGUGGUUCGUCUUCAUCUCCACCCAGACAAACUGCAGAGGGAGUGGGAACUGGUGGGGGGAGUGAGGCAGUGGUGUCUACUGUCUCGUCCCCCAGCGCCCCCCCCCCCCCGCCCCCGCCCUCUGUGUGUUCUGAGCAUUCCUCGUCCUUCCCACCCCCUCCGAGAGGCUGGGAACCUGCUUGGGUCACCCUGGCCUGUGUCCGGGGUGUGGCUAGCAGAUCCCCAGGGCCCAGCUCGGAGGCCAGCUCCUCCCAAUCUUGAAGUCUCUUUGAAAUGGAGUUGUGGAGAGGAGAUGCUUCCAGACUUGGAAGCUUCUAGAGCGGAACCAGACUGCUCGGGACCUGCGUUCCGAUUCCCCCCCCCCCCCCCCCUUUUCUUUAUGGAGGUUAUUAACCUGCUGCUGAAGCACAAUAUUUUGGUGCUUUCUUUUCUCAUUUGUUCAAGACAGUGUCCAAAGCCAUUCCAGACGCCAGGACCAGGGGCCUAAUUUUGGGGAAGGUUGGUUGGUCCCCACAUUUUCCUUUCCUUCCCUUCUUAUUUUUAUUUUUUACUUUUUUUGCCUGAGACAAGCCAAGUGUGAGGUGGUUUGACUUAAGAAAAAUCAACGAAAUUGUUUACUAUUGUUUUAAAAUAAAAUCUUGAACUCUC